AUGGUGAUGAAAAAGAUGAGGAAAGUUCAAUCAAUCAACAAGACGAGGAAUGAUAAUCAACCAGUAGGUGACAUAGUGGAAGAAACCCCAAACAGAAGCUUGGAGACGAGAAUAGAUAUUCCAGACAUGCAGGAAUUAUCAGUGACACAAGUGCAAGAAAUGAGGGACAAUAGGGAAGAUGACAAUUUGGAGGGGAACAUGCUAAGUGCGGCGAGGAAUGGAGAUUUGUCACCAAGACAAAUUGAUAACAUGAAGAGUGGAAAGAAGAAAACCAUACCUCUUCAAGUCAAAACAAGGAGUAAUAAGGAUAAACCGGAGGAUGAGCGAAAAGUUGAGAUAAUUAUGGACUCAGUUCAGCAGGUUACUUUGAGGGUAAAGCUUAAUAACAAAGAGUUUUAUCUCACAGUGGUGUAUGCCAGGUGUAGUGUGAUAGAGAGGCUGGAAUUGUGGGAUGCUAUUGAAAAGGUGGCUGAACAAUCACAUAAACCAUGGUUGAUAGGAGGUGAUUUUAAUGUGAUUCUAAAUGAAGAAGAAAAACAAGGUGGCUUGCCAUUCAUGCAAUCGGAGGCGAUAGACUUUGCUCAAUGUAUAAACAAUUGUGGGCUAGUUGAAUUGAAGUACUCAGAAGUCCAUCAUUUAACCAGAAGAGGGUCAGAUCACGCACCACUACAUGUGAUAUGCAGUACAGAGGAGGAACCCUGUGUGAAGCCAUUUAGGUUUUUGAACUUUUGGACAAAGCAUCAUCAAGGGGCUGAUAGAAGCAAACUGGAAGGCGGACUUCGUGGGGAAGCUCAGCUGGUGAUACAUCCUUUGGAAAGCAAUAGGUCGAGUUUGAAAAAGGCUGAGGCGGAAUUAAAAAAAUAUUGGCAUAUUGAGGAAGAAUAUUGGAAGCAGAAAUCUGGAAUGAGGUGGUUCAAAGACGGAGAUAGAAAUAAUAAAUUCUUUCAUAACUUUGUGAAAGCGAGAAGAGAGAGAUUGAGGAUUCAUGACAUGCAAAAAACCCAAGAUGGUGAUACUAUUACGUCCACGAAGGAAAUAGGGGCUGCGACAGUGGCUUACUUCGAAGAGCAAUUCAGGGAAGAUAGUUGCAAUGAAGAUUAUGGCCUGUUACAGGAAUGUUGGGAUAUUCUUAAGGAGGAUGUAACAAAUAUGGUGAGGGAGUUUUUUAGUGCUCAGCACUUGCCUAGAUUCAUUACCCAUAUGAAUUUGAUACUGAUCCCAAAGAAGGAAAAAGUCAAAACUUUUGGAGAUCUUAGGCUGAUCAGUCUGAGCACCUUUGUAAAUAAAAUAAUUUCAAGAAUGUUACAUGAGAGGCUGAUAAAGUGUCUACCACUCAUCAUCUCGAGAAACCAGCCAGAUUUUGUGAAAGGAAGAAAUAUCACUGAGAAUGUGCUUCUGGCCCAAGAAAUAAUUAGAGAUAUAAAAUUGAGAAGCAAAGACCCCAAUGUGGUGGUAAAACUGGACAUGGCAAAGACGUAUGAUAGAGUGUCGUGA
Messenger RNA from Solanum tuberosum (potato), 1494 nucleotides. RefSeq lists its product as uncharacterized. The transcript is spliced from 5 exons. Lineage: Eukaryota; Viridiplantae; Streptophyta; Magnoliopsida; Solanales; Solanaceae. Bases 1 to 1494 code for a protein of 497 amino acids. The record is from RefSeq and is a predicted model, not a curated record.